Messenger RNA from Leptopilina heterotoma, 2748 nucleotides. RefSeq names its product F-box/LRR-repeat protein 4 (gene Fbxl4). The transcript is spliced from 7 exons. Gene Ontology annotation, cellular component: SCF ubiquitin ligase complex. Gene Ontology annotation, biological process: SCF-dependent proteasomal ubiquitin-dependent protein catabolic process. The record is from RefSeq and is a predicted model, not a curated record. Gene Ontology annotation, molecular function: protein binding. Lineage: Eukaryota; Metazoa; Arthropoda; Insecta; Hymenoptera; Figitidae. The coding region runs from base 156 to 2192 and encodes 678 amino acids.
UAAAUUCAUUUGUUUUUAAAACAAUAAUAGCACACUCUUUGUGAUAAAAAAAAGAAACAAUUAUCUAUUGUUUAAGAGAAAUUUUCUUCUUGUCAAUUUUUCUUUUUAAUACUAAAUAUUAUUAUAUAGUUUAGAUUGAAUAUAAAGUCAAUGACAUGGUAUCGUGCGACGAAACAAAACUUGAACUUGUGCCAGUUAAAGGAAAAGGUGGCGGAAAAGAAGAAUCUGUUGUUUUUGUUGAACAGUUUGUUAAAGAAGUGCGUGAUUUUAGUUCACAGUAUGGAAGCAAUAUUAGUAUAUCGUAUACGGCUUAUAAUAUUGCCGGAAAUCCGAGUAAAUUUCCAGAUUAUGGAGAUUUUCCUCAAGCUUUUGUGAUGAGAACGUAUGGACAAUGGUGGGAUGAAGCGCCAUCGAAAUUGACUGAUUACAUGCCACAAAACAACGAAUCACCAUUUAGUCACGAUUAUAUAGAUGUUGAAUAUUAUCAAGAAGUCUAUCCCAUUAGAAUUUCCGUUUACGAGACAUACAAUCCAGGAAGCGUCGUUAGAAUCUGGGCACGUGAUGGUAGCGGACAGUGGUUUCAAUUGUGGAGUGGACCUCCACAGAUUGUUCCUCCAAAGUCACGAAUAUUCUCACCGCCUCUCCAACUAUGUAAUUUCAAAACAAAAAUGCUGCGAUUGGAAUUCAAUCACAGUCUCUUGGAUUAUUAUACUGAACUAGACGCUGUACUGUUGAUCGGUACAACUGAAUUAAUUCUUCCACACGUUGGCUUUCAAAAUCGAAGUCUCAGUAUUUUAUUGCGUGAAUUAGGUGGCACUGGAUCUAAUAAGGAAGAUUGCCUUAAUCUCACACCCGAUUACUUAAAAGCAAAUCACGAUUUGAAGGCACUCAAAAACAGUCUUCAUAAACAUUGUGUUCUUUACAAGAGCAAAGUUACCGAUAAGCUACCUAAGGGGAAACUAGCAGCUAAACUUGGAUUACAUUGUCAUUACGUUCCACCUAUAGAAGAAGCUUUCAAUAGUUUGCAGCAUUUUUUGCAAGAAGAAUUUCCAAAGUUAAUAAGAGAAAUAAAUCGAUCUUCUCUAAAUUCAGUUGCAGCUGAUAGUGAUUUAUCUCCUUGUUCGAGCAGCGUUGAUCAGAAGACUUGCGGCAGCUUUUCUGUUCUUCCCGAUGAAACUGUAUUAAAGAUAUUGAAAAACUUGGACCUUCGAUCUCUUUCUCGAUGUUGCAAAGUGAACAAACACUUCAACAAUAUUGCAAGAGAUGCUUUACUUUACACUAGUCUGAACUUGAAACCUUAUUGGUAUUGUAUAGACGCGACGGCGUUACAAAUUCUAGCUCCUAGAUGUCAGUAUUUACAACGAUUGGACCUUUCCUGGUGUGGAAAUUACGAUGCAAUUAGUAGUCAAGAUUUUGUGGAUUUUCUACAAAAUUCCGGUAAUCUUAUAACCCAUCUUCGUCUUAAUUGCUGUCGAUUUGUCAAUGAUUUUGUCAUACGAGAAAUAGCACGAAUCUGCAAAAAUCUCAAAGAGCUGUGCCUGAGAAAUUGUACUGAAAUUACUAACAAUGGAUUCGCGGAACUCGGAAGUUUGCAGGCACUUGAAAGACUGGAAUUAUAUAGGACGAAUAUUGAGACAAACAAUCUUUGCGCGAUUCUACGCAAGAAUUGCAAUAUUCGACAUUUGAAUUUAGCUGGAAUGCAUGAUCGUUUGAAUAUGGAUAAAGUGGCCAUAGAAAUAGCCAAUUCCUGUGCGAAUUUGGAAAGCAUUGAUUUCUGGAAGGCACAAACUCUUACACCUCAAGGAGUUAGAGCAUUGACCCGAUGUGUUCAUCUUCGUGAAGUGGAUUUUGGUUGGUGCAGUGGAAUGGGCGUAGCGGGCGACUCGUUGAGAGCUUUCUUCACGUCAUGCAGACAACUUGAGAAAGUCUUUCUAACAGCACUGAGAGGUCUUACAGAUCGUGAUAUUGAACCAUUACUCCUGUGUCAAAGAUUACAACAAUUGGAUGUCAUGGCUGCUCGUUCGCUCAGUCACGAUAUAUUUCUACGAUUUCUCCUCUGUUGUCCUGAAUUAAAAAUGAUGGACCUAAGUUUUUGCGAUGGAAUAAGCGACGUUAAAGUUCAAGAAUGGCGUCAACUUUAUCCACAUGUUUCGAUCAAAAAAAGUUUUCAAGCACGAUUCUACUUCUCGUGAAAUAAUUAUUGAUUUCUUAUAUAUUCAAGAAACAACAAAUUUUUAUAAAUUUAUACACAUACGCAAGUCUGAAUAUAUAAUGUAGGACUAAAAAAAAGACUCAAAAAAGCAACAAAAAAAAAUUGUACCUAGUUUUAAAAAAUAUUAUUUCGAGUUUUUCUCGCUAAAUUGUAUUAAUUUCAUUCCAAAAGUGUAAGUAUUGCACGUUGUUCAUAAAUCAAAUUGUUUUUUGUUUUAAUUAAAAAUUAAUUUAUCUACUGUAAUUUAUUGAAAGUGUUUUAAAAAAAUAAUUUGAUGAAAUCAACUGUUGUACUCGCUUUAAUUAUACGUUGUGAAGAAAAUUUUUUACUUAUAUACUCACAAGGAAAACAAACCUUGAAUGAAAAGGUUCUUUAGGUAUAUUUGAUUGUAUUUCCAUUUUUAUAAUUCUUUAAAAAACUUCUUUUAAUAUUUUAAAAUAGUAAUAAAACUCAGGUAAAAUGUAUACUUAUUUUUUAAAGAACUAAUUGAAAAUUUCCACAAGAUAAAUGUUAAAAAUAGUUUUAAAUUAAAAUUU